AUGUGUUGUUGCACGCGGUUGCAUCGACAUCAAAUUCAUCUAAUAAGUUAUGGUAUUGUUUCUUGCGGUCUUAUUAUGACGGGUCUAGUGUUCACAGUUUUUGCAAUUUUCCAAAAAGAGUCACAAAUUGGCAAAGUGUGGCUCGCCGGACCGACAACGAUGGUCGUUGGCCUGGUGCUCGCCGGUAAAGUGAUUAUCGAUUGGGGUCCCGCAAUGCUUCAUGGACGCGAAGGCUCUAUAGAUUCGCAAUUUUUUGAACAAAUGAACAUGCCGAAUUCACAGUUCCAUCCAGAACCAACACGACAACCACAAUUUAGGAUAGAGCACGAACCGAAAUGCAACGGGGCGGCAUCGCAUCGCUACGUACAGUCGAAUAACAAUACUGGCAUCCAUUUUCCAGCCGGGUAUCGUCCUCCUAUGCAGUAUUUACAUAGCCCUGAAUCUGAAAAUGGGAUGCCACGAUUGCCCGGCGGUUUGCCUCGAAGUUCAAUUGGAUGCUUACCUUCACAUUCUGUCGAUCACACAAUUUCACCCGACAACUGUUUGGUAUACUCGCAUUACAACUCAUCGCUCAAUAAAUUAACGUUCCGGGAUGAUAGGUGUUACUCAAUUCCUCGGCACAUUAACAAUAUCAAAUCAUCUCCUCGAAGCCAGAGAUCACCAAGAGCUUCUCUGCACAAUACAUUUUCGAAUCAUUCGAAUCCUUCAAAUAAUUCGGGCCAUUCUGGCGAGCAGUCAUUGGCUUUAAGCGAUACAUGCGAAUGCACCCAAUAUGGCUCAAUGCGUCGCGGCCCAUCUUUGAUCCCCAACGGACAAAACGAUAAUCCUCCAUACCAAGGCGAAUCAUUUGUUUUAAAUGAGCGAAGCUAUCUUAUAUAA
Caenorhabditis bovis is the source of this 879-nucleotide messenger RNA. NCBI's taxonomy places the organism in Eukaryota, Metazoa, Nematoda, Chromadorea, Rhabditida, Rhabditidae. The record is from the annotation of a GenBank genome assembly.